CGGUGGCGGCAGUGGUGGGCUCCGUCUCCUCCUCCUCCUCCCCCUCCUCCAGCGCGGAAGGCGGCCGGCAGAGGCUGAGGGAGCGAGCGCGUCGAAGGGCGGAGGGGGCAGCGGCCUGGCGGGCGACAAAGCAGCCGCCGCACGCGGAGGAGGAGGAGAGGAAGGCAGCGGCGGGCGUCGUCUGUCUGUCCAUCUGAGGGGCUACGUGAGAGCAGCCGGCGAGUGGGCGGGGCCUCGCGCUUACAUCCGCCGCCGCCGCCGCUCCGGUGGAGAUUCCCCUGCCCUCGUCGUCCUCCGCCUCUCCCCCUCUCCCUUCCCGUGGGCAGGCGGGAAUGGCGGUGCUGGAUCUGGCCCUGGAGGGACUCGCCAUCUUCGGGCUUAUUCUUUUCCUGGUGCUGUGGCUCAUGCACUUCAUGUCCAUCAUAUACACGCAUCUACACCUCAGCAAGAAAGCAACAGAUAAACAGCCAUAUAGCAAGCUUCCAGGAGUUUCGCUUCUGAAGCCCUUGAAAGGUGUUGAUCCAAACCUCAUCAACAACUUGGAGACCUUCUUUGAAUUGGAUUAUCCAAAAUAUGAAGUGCUCCUUUGUGUUCAAGAUCAUGAUGAUCCUGCCAUUGAUGUGUGCAAAAAGCUCCUUGGCAAAUAUCCUAAUAUUGAUGCAAGACUAUUUAUAGGUGGUAAAAAGGUUGGAAUAAAUCCAAAGAUCAACAAUUUAAUGCCAGCAUAUGAAGUUGCUAAGUAUGACCUCAUAUGGAUCUGCGAUAGUGGCAUUAGAGUAACUCCAGAUACACUAACUGAUAUGGCCAACCAAAUGACAGAAAAGAUUGGAUUGGUUCAUGGCCUGCCGUAUGUAGCAGAUAGACAAGGUUUUGCUGCCACACUAGAACAGGUAUAUUUUGGCACUUCCCAUCCAAGGACAUACAUUUCUGCCCAUGUAACUGGUUUCAAAUGUGUAACAGGAAUGUCUUGUUUGAUGAGAAAAGAUGUCCUCGAUCAAGCUGGAGGACUUAUUGCUUUUGCACAGUACAUUGCUGAGGAUUACUUUAUGGCUAAAGCAAUAGCUGACAGAGGCUGGAAGUUUGCAAUGGCCACACAAGUUGCAAUGCAAAAUUCUGGCUCCUAUUCAAUUUCCCAGUUUCAAUCCAGAAUGAUCAGGUGGGCCAAACUACGGAUCAACAUGCUUCCAGCCACAAUAAUCUGUGAGCCGAUCUCGGAAUGCUUUGUUGCAAGUUUAAUUAUUGGAUGGGCAGUUCACCAUGUGUUCAGAUGGGAUAUAAUGGUGUUUUUUAUGUGUCAUUGUUUGGCAUGGUUUAUCUUUGACUACAUUCAACUCCGGGGUGUCCAGGGUGGUGUGCUGUGUUUUUCAAAACUUGACUAUGCAGUUGCAUGGUUCAUCAGAGAGUCCAUGACGAUAUACAUUUUCCUUUCGGCCCUGUGGGAUCCCACAAUUAGUUGGAGGACAGGACGCUACAGGUUACGCUGUGGAGGCACUGCAGAAGAGAUCCUUGAUGUAUAGCCACAGCUUUGUGACUGUGUAUUUCAUGAAAAGACAAAGGAGAAAAAAAAGAAAGUAUUAUAAAUUAUGUUUAUAUAAAUGCUUUUAAAAAAUCUACCUUCAAUAGUUUUAUUACCUGUAUGUUUUCGUAUCUGUUCUUUAAUUUAUUUUGCAUGGCACUUGCAUCUGUGAAAAAGUACAUCUGUAGUCUUGGCCAAAUGGUACCUUGUUUUUAUAUACAAAAUCAAAUCAAGAGAAUUGGUUCCAGGAUUCAUAUUCCUUAGGAAUGUUCUGCAGCAAGCUCUAAAGACAGUAUCUUUUAGUAUAGUAAAAGCUACUCUCUGUUAAUCAAAGGACAUAAUCCACUGGGAAUAACUUCUGUGCAGGUCCAUUGGAAAUAAAUCAGAGUUGUGAAAGCACAGCUAUGCAUUUGUCCCAAAUGGCCCUCUGUCACUGGAUUUACACUGUUCAAAGGUUAACAACAUUUUUAUACAAGUGCAGCUUUGGAAAGCACAAGUGGUGGGGCACAAGGAGAGAAGCUUUUUAGAUGAUCUAUGCCUACCUCUUGUUGCUGCAGAGCAAAUAUAAAUAGGUAACUAGGCCUUGCAAAAAGCAAAAGCUGGAAAUUUAUAUCUAUGUGUGGACAUAUAGAUUGAUUUUGGUCUCGCUGCAAGGAGCCCAAACUUGGAUGUGGUAGGUGGGAAGAAUUAAGUUAGCUAUGCCUAGAGGGCAUCUUUUGGCCAACUCUAACUGGUUCUGUCUUGAACCAUUUUUAAUCACUGUGCUGUAAUUAGCCUAGCUAAUCUUCUCCAUCAUUCCCAUCUUGACUUUUUUAAAAGGGGUAUUUUUUGUUUCUGCGUGAGUGAAUGUUUGAUAGUUAUGGGGAGGGGAAAUGCAUUUCAGAAACAUUUCACAUAUGAGCUAUUUUCUUACUCACUGUCUUCUUAAGAAUGUAACUUCAUGAUGCAGGCAUUUAUUAUCUUUUUUAAGUGGGCAUAGGUCUCUCUCUAUACACUAGUCAUCCUUAAAUAUUUGAAAUUGUAAUAGAUACUUGUCAGUAUAUUAAAGGGCAAGAUGAGUUGGCUGUUACUGAUACGAAAUUGUAAGCUUUAACUAUCAAAAUAGGUCUACUUCUUGCUUUUUCCUUUAUUUAAUCUGGUCUCCUAAUUGGGUUUUUGUAUUCAAGUUGUGAAGAGAAAAAGGACUAGAUUAUAAAUAAGUUGUAAAUGCAUGCUGUUUCUUACCCUGUAUCUCUGUCUCCUUAAUAGCUUAUUCUCCAACCCAACUGUAGGAUCACUCUUAACAUGGUGAACUGGACUUGUUUAAAACUGAUGCUGAUCACAAAGCAAAAUUGAGAGGGAUGCUGCAUAAGCCUUUUGUUUUCUUUUAUAAUUGUAUUUAUGCUGCUUUUUCUUCCAAAUGGCCAUGGCAUGUUGUCACCACUGAAGGUCAUUAAUGAAUGCAUUGCCAAUAUGGCAGCUUUAAAUCCAAGGUUAUGACACUUCUGUGAUGAAGAACUUAAUCUCAUAAUUAUUGAGUUAUUUGUAGAAGUGGACUUUUUCAAAUUUACUGAGCCAGUCCAUUUAAUUGGUAUACACACAAAUUAAUGUAAUAGUGUGCAUUUGUGCACACACACAUUUUGUGUGUACACAAAACCUAUGAAACAUUCCCCAGACUUGACAUCCCACAAUCUCUUUGUUUGCCUUAUGACAUGACAGAAUUUGUUUUGAAGGGCAACUUUCAUCAUGAACAGAGGCUUGUAAUGCGUGUUCCAUUCUUUACAUGUGAAUCAGGAAGAACUGCUUCCUGAGGAAGGUUGUAUGCUGCAAACCAGUCUGGUAAUGACCCACUUAAGUUAUGUUGUAUCAUCUUCAUUGUUAUCCCUUUUAUCUAGUUAAAUUUUCCGUUGUGUUUGUAUUUUAUUUGUUUUGUGAAGUUUGGUUGAUGCCAUCCAUUGCACUGCUGAAGUGAUGCUUAGCUGGUUUGGCUGGAUGCUAAUCACCAUGUGGGCAGUGUAGCACAAAAACCAAAAAGGCUGGACAGACUUCAGUGUGUUUGUGAGUGAGUGAGUGUGUGUGUGUGUGUGUGUGGGCAUGCAUGUGCAUGCACACAUUCUACCUAUGAAGAAUUGUGUUUUGUGCAUGUGUGCGCAUAAGUGUGCACAUGUGCACGCACAUGUGGGCAUUAGUGAAAACUUUUAUCAUUUAAAGAAAACUGAUGCUUCACUUAUAUGAGCAACUUGAUUUCGCCUAUAAGAAAUCCGGGUUGAUUAUGAAAUGAAAAUUGAUACUUUGAAGAAAUUGUAGGUGGGCACUGUGAUAGAACAGAGCAAAAGUUCAAAAUAGCUAAUUUAAAAAUGUCUGUCAACAUGUUAAGAAUACCAAUGUUUGUUUAAAAUUAUUGUCUUGUUUAAAAAUAAAUUUUGAAUACAAUCA
Messenger RNA from Varanus komodoensis (Komodo dragon), 3931 nucleotides. RefSeq names its product UDP-glucose ceramide glucosyltransferase (gene UGCG). The transcript is spliced from 9 exons. Gene Ontology annotation, cellular component: membrane. The record is from RefSeq and is a predicted model, not a curated record. Bases 333 to 1517 code for a protein of 394 amino acids. Gene Ontology annotation, molecular function: ceramide glucosyltransferase activity. Lineage: Eukaryota; Metazoa; Chordata; Lepidosauria; Squamata; Varanidae. Gene Ontology annotation, biological process: glucosylceramide biosynthetic process.